Messenger RNA from Quercus robur (English oak), 1342 nucleotides. RefSeq lists its product as uncharacterized. Bases 216 to 1079 code for a protein of 287 amino acids. Lineage: Eukaryota; Viridiplantae; Streptophyta; Magnoliopsida; Fagales; Fagaceae. The transcript has 3 exons. The record is from RefSeq and is a predicted model, not a curated record.
GCGCAUGCCACAUUGUUUCUAUCGUACAAGGCACAGAUUUGGACUUAAACCCCCCUUGUCUGUAUGGCUCUCACCGUACAAUGAUUAAACUCCUCACAUUUGAACUGCAAAGACAAUCAAAUGCGCCCACACCAAUAAAAAGAAAGGUCUUGCAGCUCUAGCUCCACAUCCUGAACUGAAAUCCCGUUGUAUGUAUAUAGCGAAGAAGGGAAGUAAUGUCAAAGGGCAAAGAGAAGGUGAGCAGCAGCAAGCAGUUCAGGUGGCUGCGGCCUAUGCAUUCAACGAUGCUUAGGCUACUUGCGCAGGAGGUUGCAAAGAGCAACAAGCCGUCUAGCACUUUCAAGGCAGGCUCCUUUGCUCUUGUAGCGAAGGAGAUAACUGCCCAAUUUGGGGUUGAGUGCCACCCUUCUGAUGUUGAAAAUCGGAUGCGGACUCUAAGGACCAUGUGGUCCACUAUUCAGACUAUUAGAAAGAAGAGUGGCUUUGGCUGGGAUGAUAACCUAAAAAUGAUAACAUGCGAUGCGAAGACAUACCAAGAAGAAGUCAUGGCGCAUCGAAAGCAUGCGGAGUAUCUAAACAAAAAAAUUGAGAUGUAUGAUGAAUUAGUUAUUGUUGUGGGGAAGGACACAGCCACGGGUGGCUUUUCUAAGUCCUAUGUGGAUAUUGAGAAUAAGCCAGACAAUGGGGACAAUGUUGAGUUUGUUGCAGACAAUGUGGAGGAAGGUGUGGUCGAGAAAGGGAAGAAUGCAGUCGAGUCAUCCACCAUUGGGUUGAGAAUUUCCAAGUCCCGCAAAAGAGGGCAUGCACCUUCUAAUGCUAAUGAUAGUGUGCUGAUUGAUCUGUCUGAUCAGCUGAAGGAAAUAGUUGUGGCUCUAAAAGAAAUCAACCGGGGCCCGGUGUAUUACACAGCUUUUUACAAUGAAGUCAUGGCUAUAAUGGCGGAUGGGUAUAGCGAAGACAUGCUCGCAACUGCGUUUGAUCAUCUUUGUGAAAAUGAGAAGGCAGCAUGGGGAUUUCUAGCCAAGAAUGCUAGGCUGAGAAAGCUAUGGUUGGAUGGUUUUUUAUUCUCACAACUUUGACUUGUCUGUUUCAUGUUGAUUGUGAUGGUAGCUUUAAGAAUUAACUUUUGUUGUAGUACUAGUAUUGACCUACCAUUGUAUUAUAUAUGUAGUCUUUUGUAUUAUUGGAACGAUACAAUUGCCCAAAUUAUGUAUUUGUACUGUUCAAAUACCACGAGUAGGUAUCAUUUUUGUACACCAUGGAGGUGUAAUGCUAAUGGUGAACGAUUGAUGUGGCUGUUUUUAUAUAAAUAUUAUGGGUAUAUUCAAAUGAUUAUUUUUGA